Molecule: messenger RNA, 1518 nt
Organism: Abrus precatorius (Indian licorice)
Lineage: Eukaryota; Viridiplantae; Streptophyta; Magnoliopsida; Fabales; Fabaceae
Exons: 16
Coding region: 168-1415 (415 amino acids)
Source: RefSeq, a predicted model, not a curated record
AACUCUUGUUCGGGUUGGUUUCGGAUCAAAAGGAAUUGACACGGGUGGGAACAAGAGGCUGGACUUGUCAUCACUGUUCAUCAUCAACAAAACUAGUGUAGCGCACCAUAACUAGACACGCAUGCAUUCAGUUUGUGAUGAAGACUGAAUAAAAGAUUCAAUUUUCUAUGACGUCAAUCAAAUCAUGGAGAUGGCUGAUGAGAAAAAAGAGUGGCUUGUCUGAUGGGGGGAAGUCAAGUUUCAAGAUGAAACAGCUGCCUUUUAUGGCAGUUUUGUGUAUAGUAAUGUUGUUCAUUGUGUAUAGAACUACAAAGUAUCAAUAUCACGAAGAAGAGAUUGACAAAAAAUGGAGUUUCUGGAGAGAAGAAAAGGCAUAUCCAGUAACUUCUGGGAAGUUGAAAGGCUUGCCACGAGGUAUAAUCCAUGAUAAUUCAGAUUUGGAAUUGAGGCCAUUAUGGUCGAGAAGUAAUUCAAGGUCAAAGGGUAGUGUUUACACUAACCGUAACUUGCUGGCAGUUCCAGUUGGUAUUAAACAAAAGCAUAAUGUUGAUGCUAUGGUGCAAAAGUUUCUUCCAGAAAACUUUACAAUUAUUUUAUUCCAUUACGAUGGCAAUGUGGAUGGCUGGUGGAAUUUUGAUUGGAGUAGCAAGGCCAUACACAUUGUUGCUCGGAACCAAACAAAGUGGUGGUUUGCAAAAAGAUUUCUCCAUCCAGAUAUAGUGUCUAUUUAUGAUUAUAUCUUUCUCUGGGAUGAGGAUUUAGGGGUGGAGCAUUUUUCACCGUCAAGGUAUGUUAAAAUUAUAAAGGAAGAAGGUCUGGAGAUAUCUCAACCAGCCCUCGACCCAAAUUCAACAGAGAUACAUCAUAGAAUUACAAUUAGAGCUAGAACCAAGAAAGUUCAUAGAAGAGUCUAUGAACGCAGAGGUAGUACAAGGUGUUCAGAUUCAAGCGAGGGACCGCCAUGCACUGGGUUUGUGGAAGGUAUGGCUCCAGUUUUCUCUCGAUCUGCUUGGUAUUGUACUUGGCAUCUUAUACAGAAUGACCUUGUACAUGGAUGGGGAAUGGAUAUGAAGCUAGGAUAUUGUGCACAGGGAGAUCGAACUAAAAAAGUGGGAGUUGUAGAUAGUGAAUAUGUUUUUCACAAAGGAAUACAAACUCUGGGUGGGAGUGGCCAUGGAAUAACAAAGGUUUCAAAACUAAAAAAGACAACUACGCAGAGACAAAGUGGAAGUGGAAUUGAUGUGCGAACUGAGAUUCGGAGGCAAUCAACGUGGGAAUUUGAAAUCUUCAAAGAGCGUUGGAAUGAGGCCAUUGCUAAGGACAAAAACUGGGUUGAUCCGUUUAAGAGUGACCAAAGACGCAUAAGAAGACGGCGUGAUACCCAACAACGGCUUUCUAUUUCUAAGCACUUUUAAUGACUCGCUUCAAUGUGUUACUGCGGCAUUCACAUCCAUCAUUACCUUUAUGUAGCUUAGUGAAUUAUAAAUUCAUUCAAUUUUGAUAAACCACAUUUUUCUU